AAACAAGUGAAGACUUAUUCUUAAAAAUUAUACAAGAAAUUAAAGCAAGUAAUUUAGAAGAAGCUUUAUUGCUACUUCCAUUUGCUACUGCCUGUGAAAUUUUACAAAUGAUUCCAAGAUUAUCGAAAAUCAAUUUUCACACAGAAUUAUUAACUAAAUUGACUGUUUUUUUAAUACAAGCUCAUCAUGGACCCAUCACAUCCAACCAAAAUCUUUUAUUGACAUUAGAAACUAUAAAAUCAAUUAUCUUUGAAAAGAUAUCUACGUUAAGGGAUACAGUUGGAUUUAAUUUACAUUGCAUGUUGCAAGUAAAACGUAAAGUAGAAGAAAAAGAAGGUGUACAAUUCUUUAAAGAUGCAACUGCAAAGAAGGAACAUAGAAAUAGAAUUAGAAAAAAUAAGGAGAAAUCCUUAAAAAGAGCAAUUAUGUCUUUAUAAUAUAAUUAUAAACAAUA
Messenger RNA from Polistes canadensis, 454 nucleotides. RefSeq names its product WD repeat-containing protein 3-like. The coding region runs from base 108 to 437 and encodes 109 amino acids. The record is from RefSeq and is a predicted model, not a curated record. The transcript is spliced from 3 exons. NCBI's taxonomy places the organism in Eukaryota, Metazoa, Arthropoda, Insecta, Hymenoptera, Vespidae.